AUUGCUUUCUUGGGAGGAAGAAUAUCAGGAGAGAAAAGAACAAAAAGUUCAGAAAUGGCGACCACAGAUCUCUCGGUCCACAAGUCCUCCCUGGAGGAUGGCCUCAAGCCUACAAGUAUUGACAUCGUCCAAGAACUACAAGGUAGCCCCACAGACGGCGGCAGCGAGCAAGAGCAGCGUCCACCCGACCAAUUCGACGACCGAUAUUGCACCACAAAAUGGGAGAUUUGGGCGUAUUAUGCCUACUAUAUCGGCAACAAUGGCUUAUCCUUGUUCAACUUCGCCCCGACUGCAUUCCAGAACCUGUUGUCGCAAGCAGCCGGCGAUCGGGGAACAUUGAACUUCGCGGGCCGACAGCGUUCGGUUAAUAGUAUCGUUCUCCUCUGCAACGGCAUCUCAUUCGCCAUCCAGGUCGUCGUAUUCUUGGUCAUUGGCAGUUUCGCCGACUUUGGGAACUGGAGACCAAAUAUUCUCAUUGUGCUGUCAGUCGUUGCGUAUGCGAUUGGGUUCGCGUGGCUGGCGGUCCAUGAAGCUGAUAAAUGGCACGUUGGCGUGGGAUUAUACAUUGUUGGGUUGAUCGCAUAUCAGACGACACUGACGUUCUGGACAGCUGCAUUCCCCGGUCUGGCGCGGAACACCGUGGAGAUGAGAAAUACGGCGGAUGAGUACGCCGCGGGGCGGAUCUCGCGAGAAGAGUAUGAUCGUGCGGACUCGAUGAAGCGCACCCAGCUAUCCAAUGUAUCCUUCUAUGUGCAGUCGGUCAGCGAGCUGUUCAUCUUAGGCGUCAUUGUGGGCAUCAUGUUCGCCUUGAACGUCAAUGCGAGUGAGGCGAACAAUAACUGGGGGUUGAGUGUUCUGAUUGCAUUUGCCAGCGGCGUUUGGCUCCUGGUGUCGAUACCCUGGUUCGUGCUGGAGAAGAGACGGCCGGGCCAGGACCCGCAGGGCAACAAUAUCAUUGUUGCUGGCUUGAACCAGCUGUUUCGUGCGGUGAAGGAGGUCUGGACGUUGAAGCAGAGCCUGAUUUAUCUCAUUGGUUACUUCCUCCUCGGCGACUCCUUGAACACCACCGUGACUGUGAUCUCCACUCUACAAAACAAUAUUGUGUCGUACAAUUCUCUAGAGUUGACAUAUGUCCUGCUGGCCGGUAUCGCAGCCCAGGCCGUCGGCAUCUAUUCAUUCUGGUACGUUCAGCGACGCUUCAACCUUACCACUAAGACCAUGUUCAACACCGUUGCUGUCGCCAUAAUCCUUCUCGACGGGUGGGGCAUGAUUGGUAUAUGGACCCAGAAGUUCGGGUUCCACCACCUCUGGGAGAUCUGGGUAUAUCAAGUGUACUACGGUCUUCUCGUCUGCCCCUGGUACAGCUACUCGAUGAUCAUGAUCUCUGAAGUGACACCCCGGGGCCACGAGUUCCUGUUCUUCAGUCUUUUCAGCAUCAUCGGCAAAACGUCGUCAUUCAUCGGGCCGUUGGUGUCGAGCGCCAUUAUUGAUGCGUCGCCCACCGGGAAUAACUCGACGCCGUUCUACUUUCUGUUCGCGCUGAGUCUCGUUAGCUUCGCGGGUUUGGCCUUCUUUCUGGAUCUGAGAAAGAGUCAGAGGGAGCAGGAAGACUUUCUGCGGAAGAAGCUGGAGGGACUGGUACAAUAGGCGAUGUAUUGUAGUUUGUAUAAAUGUUCUACAUCCUUUUGAUGAACAGGAAUGAACGGGCAGAAGCCAUGCGAGCCAUGAUAA
Molecule: messenger RNA, 1731 nt
Organism: Aspergillus homomorphus CBS 101889
Lineage: Eukaryota; Fungi; Ascomycota; Eurotiomycetes; Eurotiales; Aspergillaceae
Product: MFS transporter
Exons: 6
Coding region: 55-1647 (530 amino acids)
Source: RefSeq, a predicted model, not a curated record